AUGUUCGACGGCACAGGCGUCGUCCAGUUCAUGUCCGCCGUCAGCGAGCUCACCCGCGGGGCCCACACCCCCUCCGUCCUCCCAGUCUGGGACCGACACCUCCUCAUCACCUCGCGGGACCCACCUCGAGUCACCUGCGUCCACCUCGAGUACGAAAACCAAGACGCCACCCCCAUUGACAACCACGUCCAUCGCUCCUUCUUCUUCGGUCCGGCCGAGACCUCCGCCCUCCGCUCUCGACUCCAUCCCGACCUCGGCAGCCGUUGCACCAAAUUCGAACUCGUCACGGCCUGCCUCUGGCGGUGCCGCACGACGGCCUUGGCUGCCGACCCCGACGAGGUGUUCCGGCUCGACUGCAUCGUGAAUUUUCGGAAGAGGUUCAACCCGCCGCUCCCCGACGGCUACUACGGCAACGCCUUUGUCUUCCCGGCGGUGGUCUCCGCCGCCGGAGAUUUGUCGAGCAAACCGCUGGAUUACGCGGUGGAGCUCGUGAGGAGGGCCAAAUCGGAGGCAACCGAGGAGUACGUGAGGUCGGUGAUGGACCUCAUGGUCACGACUGGCCGACCGGGUUUCUCUCUGGACAGGACUCUUAUGGUUUCCGAUUUGACUAAAAUGGGGUUCGAGAAAGUGGAUUACGGGUGGGGUGCGCCUGUGUAUGGCGGUAACCCGGUGCCGGGAGUUGAGGAGUUUGCCGAACAUGGAAUUAGGGGGUUUCCCGGACUGUGCUUUUACGGCGCGUGGAAGAAUAGUAAGGGCGAAAAGGGGGUAAUGGCCCCCAUGUCUUUACCCGAGGAUGCCAUGGAAGUAUUUGCCAAGGAGGUUAAGGUGAUGGUGGAAGGGAAAUGA
Striga asiatica is the source of this 846-nucleotide messenger RNA. NCBI's taxonomy places the organism in Eukaryota, Viridiplantae, Streptophyta, Magnoliopsida, Lamiales, Orobanchaceae. The record is from the annotation of a GenBank genome assembly.